AUGGCAGAGGCCACCCUCCACAACGCCCCGAUCGUCAUCGACAAUGGCAGCGGGACCAUCCGCGCCGGGUUUGCCGGUGAGGAAAUCCCCUCGUGCUACUUCCCCUCGUUCGUGGGCCGGCCCAAACACCCGCGGGUCAUGGCCGGCGGUCUCGAAGGCGACGUCUUCAUCGGCCAGCGCGCGCAGGAAUUGCGCGGCCUGCUCAAGAUCCGCUACCCGCUCGAGCACGGCAUCGUCACCGACUGGGACGACAUGGAGAAGAUCUGGCACUACGUCUACGAGAACGAGCUGAAGACCCUGCCCGAGGAACACCCCGUGCUCCUGACCGAACCGCCGCUCAACCCGCGCAAGAACCGCGACACCGCCGCUCAGAUCAUGUUCGAGACCUUCAACGUCCCCGCCCUGUACACCUCCAUCCAGGCCGUGCUGUCACUGUACGCCUCCGGGCGCACCACCGGUGUCGUGCUGGAUGCUGGCGACGGCGUGUCCCAUGCGGUGCCCGUCUUCGAGGGCUUCGCUAUCCCUAACAGUAUACGGCGGAUCGAUGUGGCGGGACGUGAUGUCACGGAACAGCUGCAAUUGCUGCUGCGGAAGAAUGGCCAUGUGCUCCAUACCAGUGCGGAGAAGGAGGUCGUCCGCAUGAUCAAGGAGAAGGUGUGCUAUGUUUCGCUGGAUCCGAAGCGCGAGGAGAAGGAUUGGAUGAAUAGCUAUCACAAGUCGGAGACGAAGUCGGUGGAUUACGCCUUGCCUGACGGACACAAGAUCAAGAUCGGUCAAGAGCGCUACCGCGCCCCGGAGAUCCUCUUCGACCCGGAACUCAUUGGGUUGGAGUACCCCGGUGUUCAUCAGAUUGUGCAGGACGCUAUCACUCGGACAGAUCUCGAUCUGCGGAAGUCCCUGUAUCUGAACAUCGUCCUGUCGGGUGGAUCGACGCUCUGCAAGAACUUCCCGGACCGGUUGAUGCGCGAGAUCAAGCGCCUGGCUGUCGAGGACAUGAAGAUCCGGAUCUCUGCUCCUGCGGAGCGGAAAUACACGACAUGGAUUGGAGGUGGCAUCUUGGCCGGUCUGAGCACGUUCCGGAAGAUGUGGGUAAGCGCAGACGAAUGGCACGAAGACCCCGAGAUCAUCCACCGGAAAUUCGCCUAA
Molecule: messenger RNA, 1146 nt
Organism: Aspergillus heteromorphus CBS 117.55
Lineage: Eukaryota; Fungi; Ascomycota; Eurotiomycetes; Eurotiales; Aspergillaceae
Product: actin-related protein ArpA
Exons: 3
Coding region: 1-1146 (381 amino acids)
Source: RefSeq, a predicted model, not a curated record